Messenger RNA from Helianthus annuus (common sunflower), 819 nucleotides. RefSeq lists its product as uncharacterized. The record is from RefSeq and is a predicted model, not a curated record. The coding region runs from base 1 to 819 and encodes 272 amino acids. The transcript has a single exon. Lineage: Eukaryota; Viridiplantae; Streptophyta; Magnoliopsida; Asterales; Asteraceae.
AUGGACUCGUGGGCGACUUAUAGACCACUAAGGGAGGAAUUUCCACUUGUGUUCGGAUUAGCUAAAAACAAAAUCAAUAAAGUUCAGCAAAAUUAUGUAAAAAACCAGGGAGGAGUGUUGUGGGAUUGGAGUUGGACUAGACUACCAAAUUGUGCCGAAGAAAAUGAUGAAUGGGACCUGCUGAAAUCACUACUGCAACAACAAAAUGUGGGGCAAAACAUCGAUGUGUGGAAUUGGAAGGAUAACAUCACGGAUGGAUACUCGGUUAAGGAUGUUAGGAGAGAUGUGGCUGGCUUUAUGGACGUGAAUGCUGAACCAAACAACUUUGAGUGGAGCAAGAUAGCAACAGCAAAAGUUAAUUUGUUCACAUGGAGAGCGGCUGAAGACAGAAUCCCGACGCUGGUAGCCUUAAAGAAAAGGGGGCUGCAAAUCGGAGCGAAUAUAUGUAAAGUGUGUGGUCUCGCGGCGGAAUCGGCUGAUCAUAUUGUCAUUCAAUGCCCGGUAGCGAAAGAGGUAUGGCUGCUUUUGUGGUCCUGGGUGAAAAUUCCAAUGCGUGAUCACAGUGAAAGUAUGAAUAGAAGGUUCAACGAAAGGUCGGGCUGGCCGAGGAAAAAGGAGAAAAUUAUAUAUGCUAUACAUCUCUUAGCCGCAUGGAGCCUAUGGAAAAACAGGAAUAAUAAAGUAUACAACGACAAAACCACGGUACCAGUUAAAUUAGUAGAAGAAAUCAAAGAGGAGUCGUUUGAAUGGAUAAAUUUAAGAACAAGACGAAUCAGGAUAACAUGGAACGAAUGGAGAAGUUUUUCUAUAUCGGAGUAG